AUGUCUCUUAAAAAAGAUUCCCACCCUUCCUCAGAAGCGUUCGACGUCAUCAACCAGACCCUCCAGGGCGAUGAGGCUGGUCGCAAAGAAGCCAUCAACGGAGCCAAGGCUAUCGUCGCCUUCAACGUUAAGAACAAGGAGGGCAAGGAAGAGAGCUGGUACCUCGACCUGAAGGAGAAGGGCGAGGUCGGCCACGGCCCCGCUCCCGAGGGCAAGAAGGCUGACGUCACCCUCUCCCUCUCCGAUGCCGAUUUCGCGUCCCUCGUUUCCGGCAAGGCUAACGCCCAGCGUUUGUUCAUGGGUGGCAAGCUCAAGAUCAAGGGCAACAUUAUGAAGGCUACGAAGAUGGAGCCCGUUCUCAAGAAGGCUCAGGCUAAGGCUAAGCUUUAA
Penicillium odoratum is the source of this 390-nucleotide messenger RNA. RefSeq names its product SCP2 sterol-binding domain-containing protein. Gene Ontology annotation, cellular component: cytosol. Bases 1 to 390 code for a protein of 129 amino acids. The transcript has 3 exons. The record is from RefSeq and is a predicted model, not a curated record. NCBI's taxonomy places the organism in Eukaryota, Fungi, Ascomycota, Eurotiomycetes, Eurotiales, Aspergillaceae.